CUGUUACCCAGCAGUCUCGGAGCAAACAAGCCGAGAUCCGGGGGGCCGGGCUUAACGGAGACGUUGCAAGAUGGCUGCUGCCUUCAAUGAAAGAAUGGGGCUGCUGUUGGGGCUCUGCAUCUCUUUGCUCCUUGGUGGCAGCUGGGCUGUGGACCGAGGAAACUUCAAAACCUGCAAUCAGAGUGCCUUCUGCAAGCGCCAGCGGGCACUGAAGCCAGGGCAGUCUCCAUAUAGAGCUUUACUGGACACUCUGGAGCUGAGCGACUCCAGACUCACUCUGCAGCUCAUUAAUGACAACAACAAGGUGCGUUUGCUGCUGGAGCUGUACAGACUGCAGGGGAAUAUCACUCGUGUUAAAAUAAAUGAGCUGAAACCGUUGAAGCCUCGUUUCGAGGUGCCAGACGUGCUGGUAGGGGAUCCACCCACUGAGCCUCUCUCAGUGCUCUCCCAAGAUGAUAAUGGUGUGGUGCUGUCACUGGGGGCAGAGAGCCAGAGGCUCAUAGUUAGCGCUCGUCCAUUCAGGCUGGACAUCAUGGAGGGUCCAGAAGUGCUUCUGUCACUCAACUCCCGUGGUCUGCUGGCUUUUGAGCACUUGCGGCUCCGCAAGGACACCCAAGCAGACCCAGAGGGUGCAGAAGUGAAAGAGAAUGGAGAUGGAGCUGAACAGCAGGACGAGGAAGAGAAGGCAGAAGAUGGUGGGAAAGAUAAAGAGGAAGACGGUUUGUGGGAGGAGACUUUUAAGACGCACACAGACAGUAAACCGAAUGGUCCCACAUCUAUUAGUUUAGACUUUUCUUUGCCUGGCGUAGAACAUGUUUAUGGUAUACCAGAACAUGCAGACAACCUCAAACUCAAAACCACAGAUGGGGGGGAACCGUACAGGCUGUAUAAUCUGGAUGUGUUCCAGUAUGAGCUCUAUAACCCCAUGGCCUUAUAUGGAGCUGUUCCAGUUAUGCUGGCCCAUAAUACGCAGAGAACCAUGGGCAUCUUCUGGCUCAAUGCUGCUGAGACCUGGGUGGACAUCAGCUCCAAUACUGCUGGCAAAACAGUGUUUGGGAAGAUGCUGGACUUUGUUCAGGGCUCAAGUGAAACUCCUCAGACUGAUGUCCGUUGGAUCUCUGAGAGCGGUAUCAUCGACGUCUUCAUCAUGCUUGGACCAAAACCCUCUGAUGUCUUCACACAGUAUGCCUUGCUUACAGGCACUCAGUCUUUCCCUCCUCUGGCUGGUCUGGGCUAUCACCAGUGCCGUUGGAACUACAAUGACCAGGAUGAUGUGAAAGCAGUAGAUCAGGGCUUCGAUCAGCAUGACAUCCCAUACGAUUUCAUCUGGCUGGACAUUGAGCACACAGACGGCAAACGCUACUUCACCUGGGACCCUGAAAAGUUCCCCCAGCCCAAAGAGAUGCUGCACGGCAUCAAGGACAAGAGACGCAAGAUGGUAGCCAUCGUUGACCCCCAUAUUAAGGUGGACAGUGGCUACAAGAUCCACAGUGAGAUCCGUGCCAAAAACUUUUAUGUCAAAAAUAAAGAUGGUGGAGACUACGAGGGAUGGUGCUGGCCAGGCAACUCAGGUUACCCAGACUUCACUAAUCCAGAGAUGAGAGCUUGGUGGGCCAGUAUGUUUGCAUAUGAUCAGUACGAGGGUUCAAUGGAGAACUUGUACACCUGGAAUGAUAUGAACGAGCCAUCUGUGUUCAACGGCCCGGAGGUUACUAUGUAUAAAGACGCAGUGCAUGGCAAAUGGGAACAUAGGGAUCUCCACAACCUCUACGGCCUCUAUGUGCAUAUGGCUACAGCUGAUGGCCUGAUCCAACGGUCUGGAGGAACAGAGAGGCCCUUUGUUCUCACCAGAGCCUUCUUUGCUGGAUCUCAGCGAUUUGGUGCUGUGUGGACUGGUGAUAAUGCUGCUGAGUGGGACCACCUGAAGAUUUCUAUCCCUAUGUGUCUGAGUCUGGGCUUGGUGGGGAUCUCUCUGUGUGGAGCUGAUGUUGGUGGUUUCUUUAAGACCCCAAGUACUGAAUUACUGGUGCGCUGGUACCAGACUGGUGCUUAUCAGCCGUUCUUCCGAGCGCAUGCUCACCUGGACACUCCCAGGCGGGAGCCCUGGCUGUUUGGCCCAGAAAAUACUGCUCUCAUCCGGGAUGCAAUCCGUCAGCGCUACACCCUCUUGCCUUACUGGUACCAGCAAUUCUACCAGGCACACAAGACCGGCCAGCCUGUUAUGAGGCCCCUGUGGGUUGAAUAUCCUGAGGACACAGCUACUUUCACUAUUGAUGAUGAGUUCCUCAUUGGACGAGAUCUGCUGGCCCACCCUGUCACUGAAGAAGGAGCACGAGGAGUCACGGCCUAUCUGCCUGGACAGGGGGAGGUUUGGUAUGAUGUCCACACAUUCCAGAAACACAAUGGUGCUCAGAACCUCUACAUCCCAGUCACGAUGAGCUCUAUCCCAGUGUUCCAGCGUGGCGGCUCAAUCAUUCCAAGAAAGGUCAGAGUUCGAAGGUCAUCUGACUGCAUGGAGAAUGACCCAUACACCCUGUAUGUGGCUCUCAGCCCACAGAGAGUUGCUGAGGGUGAACUCUACAUAGACGAUGGCCACACCUUUAACUUCCAAACAAAGAAAGAGUUUAUUCACCGGAGUCUAACCUUUGCCAACAAUGCUCUCACAUCCAGGAACUUGUGUCCGGAGUCCAACUUCUCUACAGAGUCUUGGAUUGAAAAGGUUCUCAUAUUGGGAGCCAGUAAGCCCAACAAGGUUACUCUUCAGAUGGAUGGCAAAGAGACUUCUGUGGAGUUUGAGUUUGAUGCCUCCAUGUCGGUGCUAACCCUUCGCAAACCAGGCAUGAAUGCUGGAGCAGACUGGACCGUGGUGCUGCAGUAACAAACUGGACCUCAGUGGAAGGGAACAGAAGGUGCAGGAUCCAAACGUACUACAUAGUAGUGACCAAAAACUGAACGUUUGUGUGGUUCACUAAGACCCAAUCAAGAAAUACUAGACAUUUAAAAACAUGAGACUACUCUCAAAAACACAAUCAUGUUACUUUACAACAAAUUUUAAAAAGCUGGAAAAAAACAGAAUGAUAAUCAAAUAAUUUAGGAGUUGGGCCAAAAGAAAGAAUGAUGUAGUGGAUACUUCAGGCUUCAGAUUUUGUAAACGGUUGUCCAUGAAUCAAAUCCUAUUUCUUUUCUAAAUGUUUUCUUGUAGGGGUUAACGUAGUCCAUUUGUUGAGGAUUUUAACAGGUGUAUGUCAUUAAAGCAAUGGAGAGCAUGUUUAAUGCACUUAAUUAUUCAGGUUUAUUUAAGUCAGGCCUCUCUGAAGUACAGGACAUUUGUGUUACGUUUAGAAAUCUUUGGGCUAAUUUCCCAGACCCAGAUUAACUCUAGGCCUAAACUAAGAAGAAUUUCCAAUGUUGAGUUACCUUUGGCACUACAGUUUAGUCCAAGACUAGGCUUAAUCCAUGUCUAGGAAAUCAACCCUUUGUGUUUUGUUCAUUGAGUUAUUGCAGCCCAGAUGAAUAAUGCUUCAUCUUUUACAAAUGGACCAAUUAUGUGAUUUACAGUAAAUGGAUGGUGAAAGUUGAGGUACUGAAGCUGGCAGCUCAUACUGAAACAAGAUCCAUAGUAUUGGAAUACUUUUAGGGAAAUAAACCACUGACAUGGUGGCAGUGACUGUUUUUUGUUUGGUUUUUUGUUUUUUUCCUUUAUGGUUUCUCUCUCUCUCUUCUAUGUAUGAUUUCUGGUUGUCCUAAGUUUACAAAUAUUACAACAAAGUUGGCUAUUUAGUGAUAUUCUUUUGCCCUGACAACCUGUGUAAUAGAUCCUGUGCAAUAUCACAACUGGGUUUGUGUCCAUUCCUGCCUAAACUGCUCAUGUGCUGAAUGCACUAGAUUUCAUGUUUGCUCCACUGAAGACCAAAUUGAUCUCCCCAUAUAUAGUGCAGUCGUGAUCUUGGGAAGGGGAAGUGUAGUUUUGUCUUAUUCUGUUUUCAAAACAAUAAAAACAAUUCUCCAAGGCCGUCCCCACCAAACUGACAUGAUGGAAUGAGUGAUUUGAUGACUGGGUCUUUAAGAUGGGAAUAAAGUAACUGUACAUCAUUGAA
This is a messenger RNA of Colossoma macropomum (tambaqui), 4097 nucleotides long. RefSeq names its product glucosidase, alpha; neutral AB (gene ganab). Gene Ontology annotation, molecular function: glucan 1,3-alpha-glucosidase activity; carbohydrate binding. Gene Ontology annotation, biological process: N-glycan processing; carbohydrate metabolic process. The coding region runs from base 71 to 2878 and encodes 935 amino acids. NCBI's taxonomy places the organism in Eukaryota, Metazoa, Chordata, Actinopteri, Characiformes, Serrasalmidae. The record is from RefSeq and is a predicted model, not a curated record. Gene Ontology annotation, cellular component: glucosidase II complex. The transcript is spliced from 24 exons.